Cynocephalus volans (Philippine flying lemur) is the source of this 1176-nucleotide messenger RNA. It is a transcript of the gene SLC25A48, whose product is annotated as solute carrier family 25 member 48. Lineage: Eukaryota; Metazoa; Chordata; Mammalia; Dermoptera; Cynocephalidae. Gene Ontology annotation, biological process: transport. The transcript is spliced from 8 exons. The record is from RefSeq and is a predicted model, not a curated record. Gene Ontology annotation, cellular component: mitochondrion. Gene Ontology annotation, molecular function: transmembrane transporter activity. Bases 1 to 1176 code for a protein of 391 amino acids.
AUGAUUAAACGGCCCAUCAAAGUCGACAGCCAAUGGAGCCGUUCUGGGGCGCACACACCCUCCAGUGACCGGGUGCGCACCUGCAUUUGGGAACGUGGCUCGCAAGAACUUGUGUGUGCGGUGGCACUCUGGCCGCGGGGUACUGGGCCGCUCGGCUUCGUGAUCAGGCCGGCCCUGGGGUCGUCCCUACUGGGCGGAGAGGAACGCUGCUGCAGGUGCCGAUUGCCAGCUGUGGCUGCAGGGCCCCUACUUCACACCUUCCUGAACAGAGGUGGCUCCUCUCACAGUGCAGCUGGUGUCAUUGUUGGCUACCCUUUGGACACAGUCAAGACGCGCCUGCAGGCCGGCGUCGGCUAUGGGAGCACCCUCAGCUGCAUCCGCACCAUGUACAGGACGGAGAGCGUGUUCGGCUUCUUCAAGGGCAUGUCCUUCCCCCUCGCCAGCAUCGCCGUCUACAACUCAGUGGUGUUUGGGGUCUUCAGUAACACGCAGAAGUUCCUCAGCCUGCACCGUGGUGGGGAGCCCGAGGCCAGCCCUCCCCGCACCCUGUCUGACCUGCUCCUGGCCAGCAUGGUGGCUGGCGUGGUCUCUGUUGGGCUUGGUGGACCUGUGGACCUCAUCAAGAUCCGGCUGCAGAUGCAAACACAGCCGUCUCUGGAAGCCAAUCUCAGUUUGAAGUCCAGGGCGGUGGCUCUUGGGGAGCAGCCAAUGUACCAGGGGCCAGUGCACUGCAUUGCAACCAUUGUGAGGAAUGAGGGCCUGGCCGGGCUGUACCGGGGGGCCAGUGCCAUGCUGCUGAGGGACGUCCCGGGCUACUGCCUCUACUUCAUCCCCUACGUGUUCCUGAGUGAGUGGAUCACACCUGAGGCCUGCGCAGGCCCCAGCCCCUGCACUGUGUGGCUGGCGGGCGGCAUGGCAGGAGCAAUUUCUUGGGGGACAGCUACUCCCAUGGAUGUGGUGAAAAGUCGACUGCAAGCUGAUGGUGUUUAUUUAAACAAAUACAAAGGUGUCCUGGACUGUAUCUCCCAGAGUUACCAGAAGGAAGGUUUUAAAGUGUUUUUCAGAGGCAUCACGGUGAAUGCUGUGCGGGGCUUCCCCAUGAGCGCUGCCAUGUUCCUUGGGUACGAGCUUUCGCUGCAGGCCUUCCGUGGGGACCAGGCGGUGCCGAGCUCAUGA